Molecule: messenger RNA, 1056 nt
Organism: Drepanopeziza brunnea f. sp. 'multigermtubi' MB_m1
Lineage: Eukaryota; Fungi; Ascomycota; Leotiomycetes; Helotiales; Drepanopezizaceae
Source: RefSeq, a predicted model, not a curated record
AUGGCGCCCGGUACACCUGCCCUCGACCUCAACACGAUGCUCAAUGCAGAUCGCGAACGUCGCAAGAAUGAGACUCUGGCUAAGGAGAUAUUCGGGAAGAACCGCAGAGCGAGCGCGCCCAGUGGAUCGUACAAGCGCAACACCAAGCCUGGAGCAGUCCCAUCUUUGGCAAGCAGGAUAGGUGUGAUUGGGGCCUCAGUCACAAAGCGGAAUGCAUCGAGUGCAGCGAGACCAGCCAGGCCGACGGCGAGACCACAACCAGCCGUAAAUGUCAACUCGGAAUGGACCCACGACCUUCAUAACUCCAACAACCUUUCAUCGAGAGCCUCCCAAGCACCUCCUCGCGGUCCUAAGGCUGGGCGUGCGAACCGCAAUGAACGAAUACACUCUGCGCUCAGUGGUUCAGCCACGUCGCCUUCGCUCAACGGCCAAUUCAACAUAGUCGGUACCUCCAAGCCUGCCUCCAGCAUAUCGAUUCGCGGACUGGCAGGCCCGGCUCUAGUAGUCAUAAAGAACCUCGCAACAGGAACUACAGCAGCAGAUAUAGAAUCUGCAAUGGCACCAGUCGGAGGAUCUGUGCUGAGCUCCCGUAUUACUUCUGAGAGACCGAAGGUUGUCGCAGAGCUUGUCUUCGAGACGAAAGAGGGUGCUGACAACGUUGUUGAUACCUUCAACAACCAGAAUGCUGAUGGCAACCGACUCGAAGUCUACCACCACACCGGUCCGCUCCCAGCCUACGUAAAGCUACCAGUUCAACCCCCCGCACAACAAAUACACACACCGCAAGGACCACGAGCAGAUAUCAAUAGAGACAGACGCUCAGGAUACGAAAACCACCGGUAUCCACUGCGAGAGCGCAGUCGGGAGCGAAGACGGCAAUACAGCAGAGACGAUGUGACAGAUGGAUCGUAUGGCUUCGAUGACCGGAUGGAAACUGACGAAUUCGUGAACGGAGGCUUGUACAGCGAUAACCUGAUCUCAAGCAAAGGUCGAGGAACAGUCAACAACAGAGAGCGCGGUGGUGACUGGGGAGAAAGAAGACAGUCCUACAGAUGA